AUAUCACCUAGAGAUGUGGAGAGGACGUUGCAUGGGGAUUGUGGUAACGGUUGUUUGUCUAACGACCGAUGACCUCAGAAAUCAAGAAGAGUCUAGGAUUACUCCGGACGUUAUUCUGGUCAACAAAAUCAGGAAGAAAUUAAUGUCGCAAUGUUCUGAGUAAAUAUUUGAUUUUUAACAAUUGCACAGAGUAAACAAAAAACUUGCCAAUGCUGUAAUACCGAAUACUCAGGACUAUGAUUUUUAUUGAGAAAAUUCCUGUCAUCAUCGUCCAUUGCAACAUCAACGUCGAGGCAACAGGCCUCGAUGUUGAUGCCUGUCAAGUAUCCUACACUGUCAAUUUUGUGCUUGUGUUAAUAUUGUUACAUAAUACAAUGCUAAAACCCCGAGAGUUGUGAAAGUUGGGCAGCAGAGUGCGCCUAUUAAACAUGUGCUAUUGGGUAAAUCUAAUUAUACGUGUGGUACUUCCUUGACGUAUUGGGCCACGAUUUUUGGUGAAUUGGACUUGAGCUUAUUCUAGAUUGACUUUAUAAUUCUAAUUGGAUGCAGCAGGACGUCCUCAAUCCAUUAAAUUUCCAAUUCAUUCAUGUAUGGAAAUGAAUCGCCAUUUUUUUAGGCCGAGAUGUGUACCACUUAUCAUCGGCGAAUGUACUCUGCUUUACGACGUCUUUGACAGGGAAAAUAGUCAUGUGGUUUCACGAAUUAAGAUAUUACGAUCAUCAGAUAAGACUGAUAAUUACCGACAUUUCCAUUAAAAAAAUGUGGUCACUGCUUCCAGGAACUAUCAGUCCGAUGAUUCCAGUGAUGACCACUGGAAUAAACUGUCGCUGAUGUCAGUCCACGGGAUCAUGGAGGAUUUUGAAUGAGAGAGAAGUUGUUUUGAUUUUUCCAACGGUUUUCUGAGAUCUUUUGCAGUUUUGGGUUACGUUGCAGGGUUUUUAUGUCUCGUUAGGAUCACGGGUUCGUUAGAAGAUCGGAAGAAUCCUCCGGGUGAUAAGAUGGAGGUGGAUGCAGCGCCUGACCUUGAACAGCAAUGUGAAGACGUAGUAUUCGAGCUGUGCGACAUCAGAGAGAGAUAUCCUCAAAAAUGUGCCGAGGAGCUCUCUAAAGCUUUACGACUGACAACGCAAAUCAACAAAGCUCCAGUGAUAAUAAAGCCCUCAGCUCCCCUCCUGCCCCUAGUAAUAUUGGAUGAGCAACGAGAGCUUUUCCAGACCAUUGUACCUGUCACCAAAGGCACAAUAGACAGCCAAAAAGCCCUGAAAACUAAUUUAGAAGCAAUGUUGAGGACUGUCAAGGACUUGAAGACAGUGGUGGAGCAAGUGAGGAGAACUGAAGACUGUACUAUCGACAAUAUCCUCAAAAAAACAGAUAAGGAUCAACAUUGAUAAUACUCGAUAAUAACUGAUAACUAAACUUAAUUAAUCAAUAUCAAUAUGAUGAACAAUAAACUUAUUAUGGUUGAA
This is a messenger RNA of Diachasmimorpha longicaudata, 1466 nucleotides long. RefSeq lists its product as uncharacterized. The transcript is spliced from 5 exons. Lineage: Eukaryota; Metazoa; Arthropoda; Insecta; Hymenoptera; Braconidae. Bases 999 to 1388 code for a protein of 129 amino acids. The record is from RefSeq and is a predicted model, not a curated record.